Messenger RNA from Auanema sp. JU1783, 405 nucleotides. Lineage: Eukaryota; Metazoa; Nematoda; Chromadorea; Rhabditida; Rhabditidae. The record is from the annotation of a GenBank genome assembly.
AUGACUAACUUCGCUGGGCGCUGGAAGCUUGACAAGAGCGACAAGUUCGACGAGUAUAUGGCUGAAGUUGGCGUCGGAUUGCUCACUCGGAAAGCUGCAGCUACUUUAAAGCCUACCCUCGUUAUAAAGAUUGAUGGUGACCAUUGGUCUUGUAACCAAGAAUCCACCUUCAAAAACACUACACUUGAAUUCAAUAUUGGAGAGGAGUUCGACGAGACUACUCCGGAUGGAAGAAAAAUGAAAUCGAAAGUUGAAUUAGUUAACGGUAAACUGAUUCAUCAGCAGAAAGCGAUCAAGAGCGGAGAAAAAGACAGCUCAAUCGAACGUUGGCUCGAAGGUGAUCGUCUUAUUACUACACUAACUUCUGGAAAUGUUGUUUGCCGUCGUGAAUAUGUCCGUGAAUGA